This is a messenger RNA of Paramecium sonneborni, 2304 nucleotides long. The record is from the annotation of a GenBank genome assembly. Lineage: Eukaryota; Ciliophora; Oligohymenophorea; Peniculida; Parameciidae.
AUGAAGUACUCAAUACAAAGCAAAUACAUACUAUACAAAGAUCAACUAAUAAGUGGAUAUGUGUGCAUUGAGGAUGAAUUCAUCAAACAUAUAUUACAUGAGCCAAAUGAAUUAUUAAUUCAAUAUCCUAUAAAGUAUGUCUACGAAAAUCAAGUGCUAAUGGCUGCAGCUAUAGAUACUAAUGUAUCUUUAACUAUGUGGAAUCAUAUUGAAGAAUUUACUAAGUAAGAUGUUUACACUAAAAGAUUGGCAAUUGUAGGAGGUACAUCAUUGAUUGUGAAUAAACCUUACUAACUGAAUUUAGAUAUGGAUUCAAAUGAAACAUAUUAGAUGUAAAUCGAAUAACUGCAAUCCAAAUCAUAAACUGAUUUUAUUUAAAUGGCCAAAAUUAAACAAAAAGAGGAUGUACACACUCAAGUCCUAUAUUUCCAUAGAUCGAUUAACUAGUGAAGCAAGGUGCAUUUUGUUUUGAUUGUCAUCUUUUGCCAUCCUAUGCAGGAACAUAUUUUAAAGAUCUAUAGUAAUUACAAUAAGUUUUGUUACUAUUGCCAUCUUAAACAUGUCUAUUUAUACACACUUAAACUACUGUAGACAAAGAUCUAGGUAUUACAUCACCAUUCAGAAGUAAACCAUUUGCUGAAAGAUUAAAUAUAACUUAAUUAGAUUUAGUUGACGCUGAUGGAGUAUCAGGAUCAUGUAUUAGUGAUGAUGAAAAUAUACAAAAUGAUGAUCCAAAAUAUUUGUAAUAAAUGGAUUACCUUGAUGAGAGUAAUUCUCCAAUAAAAGAAAUAGGUAUGUUUCUAAAGUAAUGACUAGUUAAAAAAUAUAAGAAUUCCGAUGAAAAGAGAAUUUCAGAAUUUGAUGAUUAAUAUGAUACUCCCUAGUCUCCAAAACUGUAAUCUAAUAUAUAUAAAAUAAAAUCUAAAUAGAUUACUGAGCAAUCAUAAAUAUCUUUAAUAAGUAGAGCUGAACUUAUAACCUAUAAAGAGGCUCCAAAAAUGGAAUAAAAUUAUAAAUUUCCAUGUGAUGAUACAGAUAGUAUAUAAUCAUAGUAAUAACAACAACAAUAAUUAAAAUAAUAAUAUCCAUAAUAUAAGAUAGAAACUAAACUUUCAACUCAAGAUCAGGAAUCACCGUUAGGAUCAAAAAAAGAUUCUAAUCAAUAAGAUUCUAAUUAAAAACACAGUCCCUAAAUGUCCAUACAAUCUUCAGAUAUAUCUUCACCAGAGAGUUUGUCUUUAAAAUCUGAAUGUCGAUUAAGAUCAAGAGCUUAAACUACUUAAGGACUUUUAUAAAGGAGAUAAUCAAAAACUGGAUUUGCCUUAGUUUUACAUUAAGUUGAAGAUAAAUCAAAUGGCAAACAUGGUUCUGGAGACAUGUUAUUAUUAAACUUCUCAGAAUCAAGACCUCGAUAAAAUUAAAAUAAUAAUAAUAGGUUUAAUAGAGAUUAUCUAUGUUUUUUAGCUUUUCGACCUGCUACUUGGGAAAAAUUUGCAAUUUAAAAAAUAAAAAAGAUAAUCAAAUAAUAAUUUAAAUGUAACAUUAUUUUUAAUGGAUUUUCUUCUUCAUUUUCUUUAGUGGAAAUAAAAGAACUUAUCAACAAUUAAAUAUUUAGUGAUAUAGGAUAUCCUUAUCUUUUAUUAGAUAGUGAUGAUAUAAAUGAUGGAGUAACUAAAUUCAAAUCUGAUCCACCUAUUCGAUAAAAAUAUAAUAAAUAAUUAUUAUAAAAAGCAAUUUCAUAAAAUAAUUGGAUCAGUAGUAUUUCAAGUUAACAUUUAUAUGUUAAUGGUUUGUAUAAAUUUGAAGAAUAAGGAGAUUUUCGAAAAGCAGUCAGUGGAUUGUGUAGUUUAGGAUGCACUUUUCAAGCUUUAUGGACUUUAUUAUUUUGUAAAAAGAAUCAAGAUCCAAAUAUUAUUAAAUAAGUCUUCUAUAAUUAAGACAUAAAUAAUUCAAAAUAUAAAAGAAUAGUUUUAAAACUUAUUUAAUUAUAAUAACUUGUAUCCAAAGGACCAGCAUAAUAUUUAAAUCUCAAAGAUAGAGGUAGUAUAGAAGUUGGAAAAGUAGCCGAUUUAGUUGUAUUUGACCCCUUAAAGGCAUGGAAAAUGAAUUUCGAAAAAAUUAAUCAUAACUUUACUUUUUCUAUUGACAAACACAUAUUUAAAAAUAGACUAUUCUUAGGUUCUGUUGAUUCAGUUUUUAUUAGAGGUAUAUAAAUUUUUUAAUUUAGGUGAAAUAAUUUUAUAUUAAGAAAAUCAAAUAAUAUCUAUUUAAAAUAGAAAAGGAAUUUAAAUAAUAUUGAAAUGA